GCGCAUGCGUAACAAAAACUAAGCAUGGAAGCUCAGAAACAGGAUCAUACUUCCCUGCCACUGCCAACCGUAGAGGCCGUCCUAGACAAGGUGAAAUCGGACGGAACCUUUGACCAGUUCAGAAAGACCUGUUUAGCUGCAGUGGAGGCCGAGCCGUCAAUGAGAGCCUACGGCGAGCAGAUAGAGGUGUUGUCCCGACGCUACCUGCAGGACCACCGCCACAAGUGGAGCGACAACAUCACAAAGAACGAAGUCCGGGCGAAACUCAAGGACUACAUUGUCAAAAUGAUAGCAAAUCCAGAUGUAGGGAUCAGUAUUCCAGUGCAGAACAUGGUGGAGAACUCGCUGGAGAAGAAAGGGCCCAAGGUCCUAUUGCCUCAGAUCGUGGACACCAUGAAAGCGCUCCAGAAGGUUGCACAGGAAGACGCCGCCACAACCUCAACGCCGUCGUCUACAGCCACACCCACCAGCAAUGCUCCUUCUGCCACCCCACCUGAGAAGACCGGCGGCAAUCCCGAAGUUGUCGGAGCGUUGGAUCUACCCCUGCCCAUCAGCAUCCCAGGUCUCAACACUGGCAGAAAGGAGACUAGUGGGGGAGGCAGCGAGCAGGGGGUUAAAGUUGGAACAAAAAAGGACGGUACAGGUGAACAAGCAACGGUCAAAGUGAAACCAAAGGCAAAGACUGGAGCCAGUGAGCCCACUAGCUCUACCUCCACUACUACUACUAAUACAGGAGGAGGAGGGAAGGUGGGUAAACCUGGAGCACAGAAAAACAACACCCAGGGAAAAGUGGCUGGGUCGAAGCAAAAAGAAAAGGAGGACAAGAGCCCGGCCGAAGAGAAGGUUGAAGGGAGAGAGAAAGAGUCUACCGAUGUCGAAAAUGGCCUUGCAGUAAAGGAGAAAGGAAAAGGGGGCACGGCUGGUAGUAAAGGAAAGAAGGUGGUGAAGGAGGAAAAACCAAAGGAGACGACGGCCAAGCAGACAGAGGAAAAGACAGGUGCAAGAGACGAGAGUGCUGUCGUAGCCAGAGAGGAAGCUAAGCCUGAAACAACUGGAAGAAGUGAGGUAGUGGCAAAGGAGGGUCAGAAAGAUCCCGCAAAAAAGACCAGUGCAAAAGAUGAGAGUGCUAAUGCUGGUAAAGAGACCAAGCCAGAAAUGGAAGCAAAGGUUGAGACGGAGAAGGUGAAAAAAUCAGACACAAAGGUGGAUGCAGAGGAGAAGGCCGAAGCCAAUGAGGAGGGAAGAGAAGAGGAAGGGAACGACGCAGCAAGUGAUCCAGUGAUGACGGGAGGCAGCUCGCAUCGCCGGAAACAGUCUCUCCCCAAGAGAAGAAGUGCCCGACUGGCCUCUGUGAACGAAGAUUCAAGCGACGAAAAGACCAACAAGACAGCUAGCGAAAAGACCACAACCAACACACCCACCAGCACCAGCAAGAGUCAAGGUGAGGCGACCGGCUCUGCCAAAGACAGCGAUUCUGGGUGUGGUACAGCUGCUGCACCAUUUGGACGUCGCGGCAGGAAGAUGGCAAUAGUCCUGGAAAGGACAAAGUUUUCUCCAAAGACCAGUGGGGGUGGUCGCAAGAGACUGCGUGUGCUGGAGUCCAGCUCCGAUGAAGACUCAGCGAGCACACGGCGGCACGGUAACUCGGAUGACGAGAAGGGAUACGAGUCAGAGACGGAACAGCUGGUGAAAGAGGAGGACAAGGAGGUGGAAGGGGAGGGAAGGAGAAGGAAGAGAAAGCGAGGGAGGGACCGGGAUAAGAGGUCAGGGCAGGCAGAGAGCUCUCUGUCGCAGUCGAGUGAGCCUCAGAGCUGGUCGAAGAGACUCGUGGGACAGAAGAGGGCUCUGGAAGUGAGGGAAGAGGUGGCAGGAGGCAACAACAAGAGUAGGUCCAGCAGCCCUGCACAAAAGAAAGCGAAGGGAAAGUCGAGCGGAAAACAAAUGCAAGAAGACAGGAAACUAUCUCCCGCUUUCAAACAGAAAUCCCCAUCCCCUGUGGUAGUCACAAGGUACAACCGGAGGGUAAAACCCAAUCGACGCUAUACGUCUCCCACUAGAGGGAGUGGCAGCAGCUCCUCCCAUGAUGAAUCUGGACAAAACAUUGACUCUUAAACUCUUGUCAUAAAAAAAUGUGGAGAUGAUUUUUAGGUGAUGAUUUGUAGGUGAAGAUUUGCGAGUCAGUCAUUUUUUGUCAAACCACUCAAGUCUGCAGUCUGUAGUAAUGUCCUCACUUCCUCCUCCCUCCCCUCCUCCCCUCUUCAACCUGUCACCUCCCUCCCGUCCUCCCCACCAAACCACACCUCCCUGCUGGGUCCCGACACACACUCCCCCCACUCUGCCA
Molecule: messenger RNA, 2341 nt
Organism: Geodia barretti
Lineage: Eukaryota; Metazoa; Porifera; Demospongiae; Tetractinellida; Geodiidae
Source: the annotation of a GenBank genome assembly